GAAGUCCACCGAGGGGGCGUGGCCGCCACACUAGAGAAUGGGGAGUUUGAGGCAGACCCACGUUUCAAUGAACUCACUCAUAUUCUGAGACGGUUAACUGCAGUGCUAUCCUUGUCUUUGUUUGAUCAUUGCUACUUUUUUUCUUUAAACAAUCCUUAAAAUGCCUCGUCCUUGUGCUAAAUGGGAAAGUGUCGGACAAAUAUGGACAUUUUCUUUAAGUUGAAUUAGCUUAAAAGACGAGAUAAAAGAUGAGUGGUCCUGAUCUACAACAAGUCAUCACUAUGAGCAACCACUCCAUGACAGGUAGGACCAUGGUGCCCACCAUACCAUCCAUCAUGUUUAUCUUCGGUGUGGUUGGCAAUCUUAUUGCUAUAGUGGUCUUGUGCAAAUCACGAAAAGAACAGAAAGAGACCACGUUUUACACCCUGGUUUGUGGCUUGGCGGUGACCGAUCUACUAGGGACCCUUCUGGCCAGUCCGGUCACUAUCGCCACUUAUGUCAAGGGGUCCUGGCCGGGGGGAGACGCGCUCUGCCAGUAUUUUGGAUUUACCAUGCUCUUCUUCUCGCUGGCGGGACUCAGCAUCAUAUGUGCAAUGUCGAUAGAAAGAUACAUCGCCAUCAACCACGCUUAUUUCUACAACGACUACGUUGACCAGAGACUGGCGGGGAUGACACUUGUUGCGAUCUACUUUUCCAAUGCAUUUUUCUGCGCGCUGCCAGGCAUGGGGUUCGGACAAAUAAAAAAGCAAUACCCUCAAACCUGGUGCUUCAUAGAGUGGCGGAGCAACGUGACCAGCGACGCCGCCUAUACCUACACCUACGCCGGGUUCAGCUCCGUUCUGAUUCUCGCCACCGUCAUCUGUAACGUGUUGGUGUGCGGGGCGCUGAUUCGGAUGCACCGGCGCUUCGUCCGCCGGAUGUCCCUAGGGACCGACAUUGCACGGAAUGUAUCGGUCGACCCAAGGAGGAGAAGCCGCAGCUUCGGACGCACGGCAGGUGUAGAAAUUCAGAUGGUUAUUCUGCUCAUAGGAACCUCGGUGGUGGUGCUGAUCUGCUCGAUUCCACUAGUUGCGCAGGUGUUCCUGAACCAGCUGUACAAGACCCCCGUGGAGCUGAAGCUCGACCAGAACCCGGACCUGCGCGCCAUCCGCUUCGCCUCCUUCAACCCCAUCCUUGACCCCUGGAUCUACAUCCUGCUGCGCAAGGCCGUGCUCCGCAAGCUCAUGGAGAAGAUCAAGUGCCUCUUCUGCAAGAUGGGCGCGCACGCCGGCCAGCGGCGGCGGCACGGCAACUUCCACUGCAUCGACGCCCACCAGCUCUCCUCGGUCCUCUCCAGCCGGGACUCCCACUCGCUGGUGUCCACCCGGGAACUCCAGACCGACACCACCGGCGGCGGCGGCGGCGGCGGCGGCAACCCUCUGGUGUUCCUGUACCUGCCGGGAGGCAGCGAGGUGUUCGCGGGGAGCAGUCACCUCACCGAGGUCUCCCGCUCCCGAAGCGCCUCGCGGGACGCGUCGCCCAGGAAUUCCCGGUGUUCACUUCCGUCGGCCGGGGGCGGCGACGCCGGGGUGGUCCACGGCGGAAAGGAAGGGACGGACCCCGUGGAGAGCCUCAGAGCGGCCCUGAUCGUCCUGCGGUCGCGGCCCAAGGACCAGUCGCUGCAGGUGUUGCUGGACAACGCCGCGGUGGACGAGAAGUGCAUCUGAGACUCUGCCCCCAGACCUCCGGAGGGGGAGAAGAGGCGUCUAGAGGAAAGACUCAUUUUGAAACGCAGAGAGUACUGCUCACUAGAGGUCAGCCUGGAGACAACACAGUGUUGUGUUUUGUUUUUGCAAUGGGACAACUACCUCCUAGAUAGGUCAGUGACUCUGUCUUCCUCUGGUGGUUUGCCCAUAAACACAAGUACAACCAGGCCUGCUGCUCCAUGGGCGUUGACUCAGGCCUAUGGAAAAUCUUCUUCAGGGCAACUUCUGGGUCUAUUAUUCUUGGAAACUUUGACUUUGUGAAGCACAUGGUGCCUGUUAUGUAGAAUGAGUGAUUCACAGACUGGAGUGGUAACUAUGGUAAAUUAUAAAGCCUUUAUUGAUAUUAUUCUUAUGAGUAAUCGCAGUGCGUGUGGAGUUGUAUUGACUUGUAGUUGGUGUGUCUGUGAGUGUCUGUCUGUGAUGAUACUAUACUUUUUGGAAUGUGGAAGCAGAUUGUGCAACCGUAUUACGGUUUUAUGACUAAUGUGCAGUGUAGCAUCAUCAAGCCCCUUCAGUUUGACAUGUAGGCCAACGUAUGUGUUGGUACUUUGGCCUGAGGUGUCAUGAUUUAGCGUAGGGUACAAUCAUCAUAACGGGAUUGUCAAACCACUGUUCAUGCCCCUCUGUCAAAGACAAGGUGGUGGAGAGAUCAGCUUUAGCUGUAUAAAUAGUAUUCUUCGCCAUUAGUUGUCAAAAUAUUCUUAGUAGGAGAGACUGUUUUUCUCCAAGAGAAUACAUUGAAACGGCAAAACAAGCUUGACAUGUUAUAAGGUAAAUAUGACAAUUCUAAAAGGAAAUAUAUACAUAUGAUCCACUUGCUAAAUGGAAUCAUUGAGUUAAAAGCACAGUUGUCAGAUUCCUUUGAAACAUCUGAAUAUUGUUAUUUUUCUUUAAUCAAAGAAAUAUAUAGCAUUGUAAGUGAUGUAACCUGUUGGGACUCUCAUAUCAAGUCAUAUAAUGUCAUUAAAGAGAUGCAGCUGCUACAAUGCCCAUAAAUAACAGGUUGAACUUUUGGACUGCGUUUGUUUGAGCUUUCAUGCCUAGAUGAACUCGUUCAUAUUCACAAUGCUACUUGUUAGCAAAGCGGUUUCAGUUGCCUGCUAACCAACCUCUCUCCCUUAUCAGGUUUGUAAGUGGUCUUUCAACCAGAAUAAAUUUCAAACUGUAACUGAAAUUAAGUUUAAACGCAUUGUAUUUUAUAUUAGGACUGAAUAAAGAAAAAACGUAUUCUCCUGUUGAUCUUGUUUCACCAAAAACAGACCAUUAGGGCUGUAUUAAUAAAGUGACCAAAUAAAUGUAUGUAUUCACAUGAGACUGA
Gadus morhua (Atlantic cod) is the source of this 3063-nucleotide messenger RNA. It is a transcript of the gene ptger4a, whose product is annotated as prostaglandin E receptor 4 (subtype EP4) a. Gene Ontology annotation, molecular function: prostaglandin E receptor activity. Gene Ontology annotation, biological process: positive regulation of cytosolic calcium ion concentration; inflammatory response; negative regulation of inflammatory response. The record is from RefSeq and is a predicted model, not a curated record. Gene Ontology annotation, cellular component: plasma membrane. NCBI's taxonomy places the organism in Eukaryota, Metazoa, Chordata, Actinopteri, Gadiformes, Gadidae. Bases 249 to 1706 code for a protein of 485 amino acids. The transcript has 3 exons.